This is a messenger RNA of Phalacrocorax carbo (great cormorant), 1548 nucleotides long. NCBI's taxonomy places the organism in Eukaryota, Metazoa, Chordata, Aves, Suliformes, Phalacrocoracidae. The record is from RefSeq and is a predicted model, not a curated record.
GAGCGGCACCACUUCCGCUUCCGGCGGCGGGAUGGUGCCGGUGGUGCCGGUGCCGCUGUUGGCGCUGGUGCUGGCGCUGGGCGCGGCGGUGCACGGCGGCCCCGGGCCCGUCACCUGCGGCUCUGUGGUGAAACUGCUCAAUGUGCGGCACAACGUCCGCCUGCACUCGCACGACGUGCGCUACGGCUCCGGCAGCGGGCAGCAGUCGGUGACCGGGGUGUCGGCGGCGGAUGACGGGAACAGCUACUGGCGGGUGCGGGGCCGCACGGCAGGCGCCUGCGAGCGGGGCCGGCCGGUGCGCUGCGGGCAGGCCAUCCGCCUCACCCACCUGGGCACCGGCCGCAACCUCCACAGCCACCGCUUCGCCUCCCCGCUCUCCGGCAACCAGGAGGUGAGUGCAUUCGGGGAGGCCGGCGAGGGCGACUACCUGGAUGACUGGACAGUGGUGUGCAGCGGGACCUACUGGGUGCGGGACAGCGAGGUGCGCUUCCAGCACGCCUCCACUGACGUCUUCCUCUCGGUGACGGGGGAGCAGUACGGGCGGCCCAUCCACGGGCAGAAGGAGGUGCAUGGCAUGGCCGCCUCCAGCCAGAAUAACUACUGGAAGGUGAUGGAAGGUAUCUUCAUGCAGCCCAGCGAGGUCUUCAAAGCGGAGCAGUACCAUGCUGAGUUGUGAUGGACAGACAGACUGCCGCUGAGCCACUGGGCGCUGCCCUGUGGUGUUUGGGGCCGCUCGGCCCGGGGGACGGCCCCUGUCCCCACCUGGGUCUGACACACACCAGGAGGCCAAGCCCCAAAUCCAACACGAAGCAGAUCCCAAUGUCCUGAGUUUGAUAUGGAGUGGAUCCCUGUGUCCCAAAUCCCAACAUCCAGACCUGACCCAAAGCAGAGCCCAAGAUUCAACGUGAAGCAGGUCCCCAUGUCCUAAAUCCAGCCCAAAGCAGGUCCCACUGUCCACACCUGACCUAAAGCAGGUCCCAGUGUCCAGACCUGACCCAAAGCCAAGCUCAACAUCUGAGAUCCAGCAUGAAGCAGGUGCCCAUGUCCCAAAUCUGGCGCAAAGCCGAGCCCAAUAUGCAGACCUGACCCAAAACUGAGCCCAAUAUCUCGGAUCCAGCACAAGGCAGGUCCUCAUGUCCCAAAUCUGGCGCAAAGUCGAGCCCAACAUCCAGACCUGACCCAAAACCAAGCCUGAUAUCUGAGAUCCAGCACAAAGCAGGUCAUCAUGCCCCAAAUCCAGCCCAAAGCGGAUCCCAGUGUCCAGGCCUGACCCAAAGCGGAUCCCAGUGUCCAGGCCUGACCCAAAGCAGAGUCCAACAUCUGAGAUCCAGCAUGAAGCAGGUUCCCCAUGUCCCAAAUCUGGCACAAAAGCCGAGCCCAAUGUCCAGACAUGACCCUGAGCGGAUUCCCGAGCUCCCUGACCCUUGUAGCUCCCUCCUUGUGCUGAGGACCCCCGGAAGCACUGCCGUCCCCGGGGAGCUGCACCCCGUCCUCACCUCGCUGUACCCCAACCCUGUGCCCUGGGGGCCAUAAAAGAGCUGAAUUUUC